This is a messenger RNA of Neltuma alba, 1532 nucleotides long. RefSeq lists its product as uncharacterized. NCBI's taxonomy places the organism in Eukaryota, Viridiplantae, Streptophyta, Magnoliopsida, Fabales, Fabaceae. The record is from RefSeq and is a predicted model, not a curated record. The transcript has 7 exons. Bases 212 to 1429 code for a protein of 405 amino acids.
GGCAAUCUCAGGUUGAAAAUGCAUCUAAUGAGAAGAAUGUGCUUGAAAAUGCAUCAGAUAAAUCUCAGAUCGCGACAAGUGUAGCAGUGGGCUCAAGAAACAAAAGAAACGGGAGAAGAGACGAGGGAAAGGAUAUGAUGCCAGUGAAAGCAAUGUUAAUAAAGCUGCUGUUCCAAAAGACACCUUAUCAGUUAACACUUCUGCGGCUGCUAUGGAUCUGCCACCUCUACAUUCAGUUCAAUACCCAAUGAGUCCUGUAAUGAGACUGUCUCGGGAAGCCAAUGAAGAGGUACAGAAUAUAAUUGGAAAGGCCACAGAUGGACCUACAACUGUGGCCAAUGAAAAAGUAAGUUUAAGAAAGAAAAAUAAAAAGAGGAAGAGGAGAAAGACUGGAUGUAAUGAUAUUGGAUGUGUUAUCAAUCAUUUUGAAGUUCCAAAAGAUACAUUUGCUCCGGAUCUAGUAAUGAGUCAAUGUCAGGAAGAAAACCAAGGAAAGGAUCAAAAUAUGGUUGAAAAGGCUACAGAUGGAUCUCUGGCUAUGCCAAAUGCGGAAGUGAACCCAAGAAAGAAAAAUAAAAGGAUGGGAAAAAGGAGGAAGACGAGACAUGAUUCUUUACAAAGCAAUGUCAAUCUUUCUGGUGUUUCAAAAGGUGACAUUUCUCAUUCAACAGUAGUCAGUAAGCAUGGUCAUUCUAAGGUAUCGCAUUCUUCACUGGGUAGAGCCAUAUCAAGCUACCCAAAAAAGAAGCUUCUUGUACUUGAUCUUAAUGGGCUGCUUGCUGACUUUGUCCUUGGUGUUCCUGAGGGUUACAAACCUGACAAAAAGAUACAUAACAAAUCAGUUUUCAAGAGGCCUUUUUGUGAUGAUUUUUUGCAGUUCUGUUUUGACAAAUUUCAUGUCGGUAUUUGGUCAUCAAGAAAACGGCAGAACGUUGAUGCUGCAAUCAAAAUUCUUGUGGGGGUUUCAGCAUCCAAACUGCUUUUUGCCUGGGAUCAACGUCAAUGUACUGUGACAAAAUUUCGGACCAUCGAGGACAAGAACAAGCCCCUUAUGUUGAAGGAACUGAGGAAGUUGUGGGAAAAGGGCAGGUCCGAUCUUCCAUGGAAGAAGGGAGAGUUCAACGAGAAAAAUACUUUGUUGUUGGAUGACUCCCCUUACAAAGCGAUCCGGAAUCCAAUGCACACAGCAAUAUUUCCUUAUUCUUACCGGUUCAGCGACAACAAUGACACAUCAUUAGGACCUGGAGGUGAUCUUCGUGUUUAUCUUGAAGGAUUGGCUAUGGCUGAGAAUGUUCAGGAGUACGUGGCUUCUCAUCCAUUUGGUCAACCACCCAUAACAGAAUCAAAUCCACACUGGAAUUUUUAUUGUUUAGUUAGAGAUCAAGGCUUAGUCGCAAGAAAAAGAAACAGAAAGAGGAGAUCGACAUAAUCGCCGUCGGCUUUGUUGUCUGUAACGCCAUCCAUUGAAUUUUGAUUUUAAUAUUCUUUUGUCAUAAUUUUUUUGGGGGUAUAAUCAUCUCAUAUUCAUACUA